Macrosiphum euphorbiae (potato aphid) is the source of this 612-nucleotide messenger RNA. The record is from the annotation of a GenBank genome assembly. NCBI's taxonomy places the organism in Eukaryota, Metazoa, Arthropoda, Insecta, Hemiptera, Aphididae.
AUGAUUGAUGUUGGUGCAAAUGGACGUGUCUCUGAUGGAGGUGUAUUUUCAAAUACUAAAUUUUAUCAAAAACUGAAAGAAAACAAAUUGAAAAUUCCAGAACCUGAUUACCUACCUAGAAGUAACAUUAAGUUACCAUUUGUUUUUGUAGCUGAUGAUGCUUUCCCUUUAUCUGAUAAUAUUAUGAAACCUUACCCUCAGAGGAACAUGACUAGGGAACAACGUAUUUUUAAUUAUCGACUGUCGAGGGCUCGUCGCAUUGUUGAAAAUGCAUUUGGAAUAUUGUCUUCCCGUUUUCGAAUUUUAUUAAAUUCAAUUAAUUUAGAACCAGACAAAACAUCGACAAUUGUAUUAGCAUGUUGUUAUUUGCAAAACUUUUUAAGACAAAAAAAUAUACAAAUAUUUUUACAAGACAGUUUUGACUUUGAAGAUGUUAGUUCUGGUCAAGUCCGUCCAGGAAGUUGGAGAAAUAACAACCAACAACUUAUUUCAUUAGAAUCUUGUCAACAAAGAAAUAGCACAACUACUAGUAAAGAUAUAAGAAACAAAUAUUGUGAAUAUUUCAACAAUAUUGGAGCAGUUCAAUGGCAAAAUAAUAUAUUUAAUGAAUAA